This is a messenger RNA of Rhagoletis zephyria (snowberry fruit fly), 1653 nucleotides long. RefSeq lists its product as uncharacterized. NCBI's taxonomy places the organism in Eukaryota, Metazoa, Arthropoda, Insecta, Diptera, Tephritidae. The record is from RefSeq and is a predicted model, not a curated record.
AUGCAGUCAGACGGUCAAGAACCAGGGGGUUCGAAGUCUAAUGAUGGUGGACCAAGUUCUACAUCCGUCAGUGUCGAACAGCUGAGCCGCUUAAUGGAAAUGAUGGCACAACAAGUUGACCUGAUGGCUCAAUGUACGAAUGAGAUCCGCCACAUACGAGAAAAUGUUGUGACUUUAAAUAAUAGAGUAGGCGAGGUAGAGACCUCGGUACAGGGAAAUGGUAAUAGACCGGCUAUGGUUUCCACACCAGAAACUCGACGCGCUACAAAUGGUGAAAGGACCAAUGGAGAAGAGGAGCAGAAUGCCAGUCACCCGCGUUCACAUAAUGAAAAUAGAAAUAGGAAAAUUGAUUUAGACAAAUGGCACGUAAAGUUUGAUGGUACUAGCAAAGGUAUGACGGUGGAAAGCUUCAUUUUUCGUUUAGAAAAGAUGAGGGAGCAGUAUGGCAUCAGCUACUACCAGUUAUUCACCGACUUCCACUGCAUAGUCACGGUCAGCGCCUUAAAGCGGUAUUGGCAGUUGCUCGAAGACCACGCUGAUGAACCUGACUUUGGUUACUUCGAGCUGAAGGCCGAACUGCUGAACCACUUUAGGCCAGCCGAGUCGGACUAUGAGAUUAUCAGAGAAAUUAUGGAGAGGAAACACCUGCCCCAAGAAAGCUUCGAAGAUUUUUAUAGCGAUGAACAUAUUUUAACUUUUCGUCUCAGGAAGAGGAUCCCCGAACAGGAGCUUGUCAGCAUAAUUAGAAGCAACCUCAAACUAUACCAGUCAAAUUUAACCUUCGCUUCCAAAAUCAGCACAUUAGCUGAACUCAAAUCUGAGUGUAAACGAGCCGAAAAAGUUAUUAAGGAAAAUAGGAGUAGGCCUAAACCAAUAAGUGAAGUAGAGUUCCAUUAUAUGAAAGUCUUAGAACGCAUAAUGCAUCAGCAGAUUGACUCGUUUAUAUCUAAAAAUUCCCUGGUCAGCGCUUACCAAUCCGGCUUCAGGCAUAAGAAAAGCUGUAACCUUUCGCUUCUUACCGUUUCAGAUGACUUUAGAAUAAAUAUGGACAAUAAUCGCGUAACCUUGCUUACUCUUCUUGACCACUCCAAAGCUUUUGAUACAGUAAAUCACAAACUACUGUGUCUCAAAUUAAAGAAUUUAUUUCAGUUCUCAUCUUCGGCUGUAAACCUAAUUAGCUCAUAUCUUUUCGGCCGAUCGCAAGCAGUCAACAUAGGCAAUGCAAUGUCAAGUUCUCUUUCCAUAUCUAAAGGAGUUCCUCAAGGGUCGAUUCUCGGCCCCUUACUGUUUGUUUUGUACAUCAACGAUCUGCCGAAGGUAUUAAAGCACAAUAAAAUUCAAAUGUACGCUGAUGAUGUGCAAUUGUAUUUGAGCUGCCCACUUCACUCAUUGAACCUAUGCAUACAGAACCUCAAUAGUGAUUUAGACCUCGUUCACGAGUGGGCAAGUAACAAUGGUUUGGUCUUAAAUCCAAACAAAUCCCAAUGUAUUGCUAUUUUUAAAAAACAUUUUGACCUCAACGUUUAUGAUACAGUUUCAUUGAACAGAACUGUGAUACCAUAUGUUGAUGUAGCUAAGAACCUGGGCGUACUAUUUAACAGAAAACUAACGUGGGAUAAUCAUGUCUAUAUNAACCUGGGCCACAAUUGGUAG